Helianthus annuus (common sunflower) is the source of this 1145-nucleotide messenger RNA. RefSeq names its product ran-binding protein 1 homolog a. Bases 126 to 788 code for a protein of 220 amino acids. Gene Ontology annotation, cellular component: nuclear pore; cytoplasm. Gene Ontology annotation, molecular function: GTPase activator activity. Lineage: Eukaryota; Viridiplantae; Streptophyta; Magnoliopsida; Asterales; Asteraceae. Gene Ontology annotation, biological process: nucleocytoplasmic transport. The transcript has 4 exons. The record is from RefSeq and is a predicted model, not a curated record.
AAGAAACUACAAAAGAACUCGUCUUCCUUGCGUAACCCUCACACAUCUGGCAGCCGUUUCUUCUUCUAGAACCUCCGAUCGUCUUACCUCUUCUCCAAUCAACACACACAGACCUUCACUCUUCAAUGGCGAGCAACGAUCCAGAGCACAGAGAGGAGGAAGCUGCUGCAGCUGAAGACGAAGACACCGGAGCACAGGUUGCUCCGAUCGUCAAGCUUGAAGAAGUUGCGGUUACUACCGGUGAAGAAGAUGAAGACGCUAUACUUGAUCUGAAAGCGAAGUUGUAUCGAUUCGAUAAGGAUGGGAACCAGUGGAAGGAACGCGGUGCUGGCUCGGUUAAGUUUUUGAAGCACAAAAAGACUGAGAAAGUUCGCCUUGUUAUGCGUCAAUCGAAAACCCUAAAGAUCUGCGCGAAUCAUCUAGUUAUCUCUAGUAUGUCGGUGCAAGAACACUCCGGUAAUGAUAAGUCAUGUGUGUGGCAUGCUGCUGACUUUUCUGAUGGUGAGCUUAAGGAUGAACUUUUCUGCAUCAGAUUUGCUUCAGUUGAGAAUUGCAAAAAGUUUAUGGAAACAUUCCAAGAGGUAGCCGAGUCGCAAAAAGACAAGGAAGAGAAUAAAGACGCUUCCGAUGCUGCUGAAUUGCUUGAUAAGUUAAGAGUCGAAGAUAAAAAGGAGGAAGAGAAAACUGAAGUUAAAAAAGAGGUGGCAGAAGAAGUUAAAGUCAAAGACGAGGCACCCAAAGAAGCUGAGACGGUCAAAACAACUGAUCUUGAGAAGAAAGAGGAAUAGUGGUAACAUUGCAUUUUUAUGAAAAUGAUCUCUUGGUACGGUAGUAUUAGUGUCGAGAGGCUAAAAACGGUGCAACGUGGUGCAUGUUGCAGGAUUGGAGUCUGGUCGGUUCUGUUUGGGUCUGGGUUUGGUUGAAGAGUCUGGUCAGGUGCAAUGUGAGUAUGAGUUGGUCAGGUUGGUCAGUUUGUGUUUUAUUUUGGGUGGUCUUGUCUGUUUUUAGAGUCAAGUUUGGGUAUAGAUAUAUGGAUUUACAGAUAUUUUUUACAUCUGGUUCGGGUUGGUUUUCGAGUUAAUGCUUAUAUGCAUAUGUUUUCUACUGUUUGGGUCGUUUUCGAUUUAUUGGUUUUGAACUUGUUA